Messenger RNA from Larimichthys crocea (large yellow croaker), 1622 nucleotides. RefSeq names its product alpha-N-acetylgalactosaminidase. Gene Ontology annotation, biological process: oligosaccharide metabolic process; glycoside catabolic process. The record is from RefSeq and is a predicted model, not a curated record. Gene Ontology annotation, molecular function: alpha-galactosidase activity. NCBI's taxonomy places the organism in Eukaryota, Metazoa, Chordata, Actinopteri, Sciaenidae. The transcript has 11 exons. Gene Ontology annotation, cellular component: cytoplasm. The coding region runs from base 177 to 1487 and encodes 436 amino acids.
ACAUGACACUCAGCUUACCAGGAAGAGAAGGUGGUCAUGUGCCUGAGAACAAUACUGACUGUCGUGUGCCUGCUGAAGUUUAAGGUGAACAGAUAGGUAACAGCUGUUGGAUGCCAGUUUGGAGCUGCAGUAGCUGUGCACACUAUUGAUCUGAUUUUUCAGCUACUUGUAGAGAGAUGGGGCCCUUAGGAGUAACUCUGCUCCUUGCACUGAUUUCACUGACUGUGGCCUUAGACAAUGGUUUGUUGAAGACUCCACCUAUGGGAUGGAUGGCCUGGGAACGCUUUCGUUGUGAUACUGACUGUGCAAAUGACCCAGAGAACUGCAUCAGGGAGGAUCUGUUCAGAAACAUGGCUGACCGGCUGGUGGAGGAUGGCUGGAAGGAGCUGGGCUAUGAGUAUGUAAUUAUAGACGACUGCUGGAUGUCCAGGCUGAGAGAUGAACAAGGGAGGCUGCAGCCUGACCCCAUCAGGUUCCCAGGUGGCAUUGCAAAACUGGCAAAGUAUAUGCAUGACCAUGGACUGAAGCUUGGUAUCUAUGGAGACAUGGGCACUUACACGUGUAUGCAUUAUCCUGGCACUACACUGGAUAAAAUUGAGCUUGAUGCCCAGACCUUUGCUAACUGGAGUGUAGACUAUCUAAAGUUUGACGGCUGUUACUCAAAUCCUGUAGAACAAAUGCUGGGUUACCCCCUGAUGUCCAAGGCUUUGAAUGCUACAGGCAGGCCUAUAGCCUACUCCUGUAGUUGGCCUGCCUAUUUGGGAGGACUUCCACCUAAUGUGAACUACACUCUGCUGGGGGAUAUUUGUCACCUGUGGAGGAAUUACUAUGAUAUCCAGGACUCAUGGGACAGUAUGCAAGGCAUUGUUGAUUGGUAUUUCAACAACCAGGAUGAUCUGCAGCCGGCUGCUGGGCCCGGGCGAUGGAAUGACCCUGACAUGCUCAUCAUUGGAAACUUUGGUCUCAGUAUGGACCAGGCACGCUCUCAGAUGGCUCUGUGGGCUAUAAUGGCUGCUCCUCUCAUCAUGUCCAAUGAUCUUCGAAAGCUGGACAAUGGUGCCAGAGCCAUCCUGCAAAACAAAGUGGCCAUUGCCAUCAACCAGGAUUCUAUGGGUAUCCAGGGAAGACGCCUACUGCAGGAGAAGAGUCAUAUUGAGGUUUUCUGGAGGCCUUUGUCCAAGUCAGCCAGCGCCCUUGUGUUCCUGAGUCGACGGACUGACAUGCCCUACCGCUACCACACCUCUCUAGCUAAACUUAACUAUGAAGCUGGCAACUAUGAGGCCUAUGAUGUGUUUUCUGGCUCCACUGUGAAAGGGUUGAAUGCCACCACAGAGUUUACAGUCUCCAUCAAUCCCUCAGGUGUUGUCAUGUGGUACCUCUACCCUAAACAACAGUCCAAACAGACUGAGAGACUGCGCUACCAGCAUAACAGAGGCUCACGACUCACGUUCCACAAAGCUGGACCUGGCCAUCGUGAUGUGUUAUAAAGAAUGAGAAUGCUACACAUGCACAUCCAUUCCACCUUUUUUCCCUGUUAAAGGUUUUUUGUGGGCAAGUUUUUCCUCACUGGAACCGAGGGUCUAAGGACACAGGGUGUCACUCCCUGUACAGAUUGUAAAGCC